Messenger RNA from Xylona heveae TC161, 1038 nucleotides. Its product is annotated as 2-haloacid dehalogenase. The record is from RefSeq and is a predicted model, not a curated record. Bases 128 to 949 code for a protein of 273 amino acids. The transcript has a single exon. NCBI's taxonomy places the organism in Eukaryota, Fungi, Ascomycota, Xylonomycetes, Xylonales, Xylonaceae. Gene Ontology annotation, molecular function: hydrolase activity, acting on halide bonds, in C-halide compounds.
GCCCCACGUGAUAUUUAGAACUUUUUUGUUUACAAGAUCCGGCAUACUCAUUCAUAUUAUUUCUGUAUACUUUAAAAAGAGAGCAAGGAAACAAGGAAAGGAACAAGAAAGCCACUACAUCCAUAACAUGUCUUUAUCAAACCCCCCUAAAGCCCUCUUAUUCGAUGUAUUCGGGACCGUCGUGGACUGGCGGGUGACUGUGGUGCGGGAACUAUCAUCCAAAUGCCAUUCAACGCUUUCCUCUGCGACUGCGUCUCUGCCAUCGACAGUGCGCUUGCGGGCCUCGACCAUGGGUCUGACCGACUGGGCGGACUUUGCAGAGGAAUGGCGAAACACAUACAAGGUCUUCACAAGUAGCCAUGAUCCCGGCGGGACAUUUAUUACUGUAGACGAACACUAUCUUUCCUCGUUGCGAGAGCUGCUCAAGUCACGAGGGCUGGAGGGACUUUGGCCUGAAGAAGAUUUGCAAGAGAUCAGCUUGAUGUGGCAUCGUCUGGAUGCUUGGCCCGAUAGUGCCGUAGGGCUGCAGCAUCUCAACAAAGUAUUUACGACCUGCACGCUCUCGAAUGGUAAUCUCAGUCUGCUACAGGAACUUACGACACAUGCUGGACUAGAGUUUACACACAUCUUCAGCGCGGAACUUUUCCAAGCCUAUAAGCCGCAGCCAAAAGUCUACAAGGAAGCAGCCAUUCGACUUGGCCUGGCGCCGGAGCAGUGUGCAAUGGUAGCAGCGCAUCUCUAUGACCUGAAAGCUGCCAAAGCGUGCGGGUAUCAGACCGUUUAUGUAGAGCGAGAACAUGAAGAAGGGUGGUCCCGUGAAGAGAUAGAUGAGGCAAAACGAGCGAAUUAUGUGGAUAUGUGGGUCACGCUGGACGAAGCUGGCUUUCUGACCGUUGCUGAACGCUUCGGCAUUGAGCGAGAACGGCUUCCCAAAAGCGCCUCAUUCUAAUAUGCUCGGUCUGCAAGCCUUUUCCUACCAUGGAGCAUCAAAGAGAUGGCAUUCGGGAAAUGGGAUGACGUUGUUUUGGAAAAUCAAUA